GUGUGCUCUCAGCGCAGCUGCGUGUUUGUGUGUGAGGAAGAGGCGGAGAGCUCCACAUGUGUGCUGAGUUCUGCAGUGUAGUGGUGUUGUAGUUGUUAAGGUUUUAAGGGGAAAAUGCGGGUUAAAAAGGGUCAGGAGAAGAAGAAACACCACCAGGGUCCAGUGAAGAACUUUGAGAAGUGGAAGAAGAGAUAUGACAAGACCAAGCAGCACGUAAAACCGCCCCGGAGGAAGCGCGACUGGGAGAUAGAGAGAGAGAACAUCCAGAAACUGCAGGCGAAAUACGACCAGAUAAAUCCAAAAGAUGUUAUAAAGUUCUCAGACUUUCCACUUUCAAAGAAGACACUAAGAGGUCUGCUUGAGGGUCAGUACCGACAACCCACAGAGAUCCAGAAACAGACCAUUGGCUUUGCUUUGCAGGGAAAAGACGUCCUGGGUGCUGCAAAAACUGGUUCUGGGAAGACUUUGGCCUUCCUCAUUCCUGUCCUGGAGUGUUUAUACCGCCACCAGUGGACAGCAAUGGACGGUCUUGGUGCUCUUAUUAUCUCUCCCACUCGAGAGCUGGCGUACCAGACCUUCGAGGUGCUGAGAAAAGUGGGAAAGAACCAUGAAUUCUCAGCUGGCCUCGUGAUUGGUGGAAAAGACCUCAAGGAUGAGUUAUUGAAGAUCCACCGAACUAAUAUUAUUAUCUGCACGCCGGGGCGUCUGCUGCAGCACAUGGACGAGAAUUCCACUUUUCACGCCUCAGACCUGCACAUGCUCGUGUUGGAUGAAGCAGACAGAAUUCUGGACAUGGGUUUCGCAGACACACUCAAUGCCAUCGUAGAAAAUCUUCCCAAAUCCAGACAGACGCUGCUCUUCUCCGCCACACAAACCAAGUCUGUGAAAGACCUGGCCAGACUCAGCCUGAAGAACCCGGAGUAUGUCUGGGUUCAUGAGCAGGCUAAGUUCAGUACUCCUGCUACUCUGGAGCAGAGCUACAUGGUGUGUGAGCUGCAUCAAAAAGUCAACAUGCUCUUCUCGUUUUUGAGGAGUCAUCUGCAUAAGAAGAUUAUUGUCUUCUUUGCUUGCUGUAAAGAGGUGCAGUACCUGUUCCGUGUGUUCUGUCGGCUGAGGCCGGGUAUCUCUGUUCUGGCUCUACAUGGAAAACAGCAGCAGAUGAAGAGAGUUGAGGUCUACAACGACUUCGUCCGCAAGAAGGCAGCUGUGCUCUUCGCUACAGACAUUGCUGCACGAGGACUAGAUUUCCCUGCUGUGAACUGGGUUGUGCAGUUUGACUGUCCAGAAGAUGCCAACACCUACAUCCACAGAGUCGGGAGGACAGCCAGAUAUAAAGAGGGAGGGGAGGCACUGCUCAUCCUUUUACCCUCUGAAGAGAAGGGCAUGACCACCCAGCUCCAGGAGAAAAAAGUUCCCAUUAACAAAAUCCAGGUUAACCCGGAGAAGCUGGUGUCUGUGCAGCAGAAGCUGGAGGCCUUCCUGGCCCAGGAGAAGGAGCAGAAGGAGAGAGCUCAGAGAUGUUUUGUGUCCUACCUUCGCUCCGUCUAUCUGAUGAAGAACAAAGACGUCUUUGAUGUGUUUCAGAUCAAGCUCCUGGAAUACGCCAUGUCUCUGGGUCUAGCUGUUGCUCCUCGAGUGCGGUUCCUCAGUAAAGCUCAGAAGCUCAGGAAGGAUGCGGCGCUGCAGGGGAGCAGCACUGCUGCAGACUGCGACUCUGAUGAGGAACUCCAAAUCUUUAAGGCCCGGCUCAGAGGAGAUAAUAAACCCAGCACCCAGUCUGGAAGUGAGGAGGACAGUGAUGAAGAGGAGGAGGAGGAGGACAACAAUAAAGAAGAGGAGGAAGAUAGCGAAGAAGAGGAGGAAGAUAGCGAAGAAGAAGAGAAGGAAAAGGUGGUAAAGCCUGAAGGUCUGUUUGGUGCUGAUGAUGAUGAUGAUGAGGAUGAUGACCUAAAGGACCUAGAGCUGCUGACAGUCAAACAGAAAGAUGUGUUUAAGGUUUGCGAUGAUGAAGAGGACGAGAGUGAGGUUGAAGAAACAAGUAAUAAAAAAGACUCCAGGUUCAAGGAGGCGAAGAAGAUUCAGAAGAGACUGUUUAAGGUGAACACUAAGAAGAUCUUCACAGAUGAGGGAGAGGUGGUGCAGCAGUGGCCUCCACAACAAAGGGCCGUUGUGCAGGAUGAAGAGGAGGAGGGGGAGGAGGAAACAUCAGGUAUUAACGUGGAGGCGGCCAAGGAGCGGCUACGCAGGGAGGACCAAGAAUUCGAUAAGAAGGAGUACAGCAGAAAGAUUAAAGAGAAACAUCGGGAGAAGCGGCUGAAGGAGAAGGCUGCGCGAAGAGAAGCCAGCAAGCAGAAGCAGGAGAUGAAGAAAGCUGCAGCUGGUGGUGGUGGUGAGGGCAAUGAUGAAGAAGAUGAUGAGAAUGAUGAUGAAGGAGAAGAUGACGGAGUGGUGGUGUACUUGGCGGGAGCUAGUAAUGAAGUAUUUGACCCCAGCACACUGCCCGACCCUGACAAAGUGCGGGAUUCAGAGGAUGAGGAUGACGAUGAGGAUGAUGAAGGCACUUCUGAGCUUACUGGGCGAAAGAGAACCCACAGCAGCAGUGAUGAUGAGGAUGACGAUGAGGAGGAUGAUGAUGAAGAUGAUGAGUAUGAAGAUAAGCGGGGAGCUGGAAGGAAAAAGGCCAGGCAGGACUCCUCAGCAGCAGAGCCUCUGGACACUGGUCUCUCUCUGGCAGAGGACGAAGAGCUGGUGCUGCAUUUGCUGGGCAACCAGAGUUAGUUCAAUAGGAAAUAGGACCAUGUGACCACAGUUUGUCCCCACCCCCUCCCGUUUAUAUAUUUCAUGUAUACCAUUCAUAAUGGACUCUAGUUUAAGAGCAUUCAUCUCUUACAUUUAUAUAUGAUGUGGUUUUCCUUUUUGUUGUCUAAUAAAAUGGAAUAAUUUGA
Messenger RNA from Astyanax mexicanus (Mexican tetra), 2945 nucleotides. It is a transcript of the gene ddx10, whose product is annotated as DEAD (Asp-Glu-Ala-Asp) box polypeptide 10. Gene Ontology annotation, cellular component: nucleus. Gene Ontology annotation, molecular function: RNA helicase activity; ATP binding; nucleic acid binding. Lineage: Eukaryota; Metazoa; Chordata; Actinopteri; Characiformes; Acestrorhamphidae. The record is from RefSeq and is a predicted model, not a curated record. The coding region runs from base 115 to 2778 and encodes 887 amino acids. Gene Ontology annotation, biological process: rRNA processing. The transcript is spliced from 18 exons.